AUGGCCGGGAUCACAGGGUUGUUGUAUGUCUUUCGGGCUGUGUGGCCAUGUUCCAGAAGCAUUCUCUCCUGACGUUUCGCCCACAUCUAUGGCAGGCAUCCUCAGAGGUUGUGAGGUAUGGAUAAACUAAGUAAGGAAAGGAAAGAAUAUAUAUCUGUGUCCAAGGUGUGGCAAGAGUCCUUUGUCACUGGGAGCCAGCAUUAAUGUUUCAGUUAAUCACCCUAAUUAGCAUUGGAGAUGUUUUGUCCCUUGCCUGGGGGCAUCCUUUGUUCAGUCAAGCCUUCAUUGUGUUGGUUCCCAUCUACUGUUUUGAUUUUGGAGUUUUGUAAUACUGGUAGCCAGAUUUUGUUCAUUUUCAUGGUUUCUUCCUUUCUGUUAAAGUUGUCCACAUGCUUGUGGAUUUCAAUGGCUUCUCUGUGUAGUCUGACAUGAUAGUUGUUGGAAUGGUCCAGCAUUUUUGUGUUCUCAAAUGCAAAACUCCCCCCCAGCAACAUAACGAGAAAAGAAAGACAGGCCAUCAAAGAUCUCAACUCAGAUCCUGAAAUCAUCAUUCUUCCAGCUGACAAGGGGAAUGCCACAGUAAUCAUGGAAACAAAACAAUACAAGGAAAAAAUCAGACAACUUCUAGAUCCCACAAUUUACAAGAAACUGAAACAAGACCCCACUAACAAAAUCACCAGAAAAACGAACACUCUAAUCAAGAACUCCUCCAUUAACUUUGACAUACGCCAACAGCUGUGCAAAUCAGAAGCCCUCCCACCCAGGCUUUACGGACUCCCCAAAAUCCACAAGGACUCCAUCCCACUCAGACCCAUUGUAAGUGCCAUUGGAUCGCCGACUUACAACCUGGCAAAAUUUCUGGCUACACAGCUACAAACCCACAUUGGGCUCACUGCACAUUAUAUCAAGGACUCUACACACUUUAUAGAAAAGAUCAGCAACCUCAAUCUAAGCACCAAGGACAUCCUGAUCAGCUUUGAUGUGGUGUCCCUUUUUACCAAAGUCCCAGUAGCUGACACCCUCACACUAAUCAAACAAAACUUCCCAGAAGACAUCACAGCCCUGUUUCACCAUUGCCUCACCACUAGCUACUUUCAGUGGGACACUGGAUUCUAUGAACAGAAGGAUGGAGUGGCCAUGGGGAGCCCCCUCAGCCCAGUAGUAGCAAAUUUCUAUAUGGAAUACUUUGAAAAACAGGCCCUAGAAACAGCACCAAAAAAGCCAACUGUUUGGUUCAGAUACGUAGAUGACACCUUCACAAUUUGGAGCCAUGGAGAGGAAGAACUCAGCAAGUUCCUGGACCAUCUUAACAGCAUCCACCCAAACAUCCAAUUCACCAUGGAAAAAGAAAAGGAAGGAAAACUGCCAUUUCUAGAUGUUCUGGUCAUCCGCAAACCCAAUCAACAAUUGGGCCACACAGUUUACAGAAAACCUACACACACAGAUAGAUACCUUCAUAAAAACUCCAACCAUCACCCAAGUCAAAAAAGGAGCACAAUCAAAGCCCUGACAGACCGUGCACAAAGAAUCUGCGAACCUCACCUCCUCCAAGGUGAACUCAACCACCUAAACUGGGCUCUACAGGCCAAUGGAUACUCCACCACAGACAUCAGAAGAGCUGCAAGGCCAAGAACAAGCCAUGAGAGUCAAGACAAAGAUCCACCCAGAGGAAAGGUGUUCUUACCAUACAUCAAGGGAACUACUGACCGCAUAGGGAAGCUGAUGAAGAAGCACAACCUACAAACUAUCUACAGACCCACGAAGAAAAUCCAACAAAUGCUACGGUCAGCGAAGGACAAGAGGGAUCCUCUCUCUUCUGCAGGAGUCUACCGGAUACCAUGCAGCUGUGGACAAGUCUACAUAGGGACCACCAAACGCAGCGCCCAAACAAGAGUCAAAGAACAUGAAAGGCACUGCAGACUAAUUCAACCAGAGAAAUCAGCCAUAGCAGAGCAUUUGAUGAACCAGCCUGGACACAGGAUACUAUUUGAGAACACAAAAAUGCUGGACCAUUCCAACAACUAUCAUGUCAGACUACACAGAGAAGCCAUUGAAAUCCACAAGCAUGUGGACAACUUUAACAGAAAGGAAGAAACCAUGAAAAUGAACAAAAUCUGGCUACCAGUAUUACAAAACUCCAAAAUCAAAACAGUAGAUGGGAACCAACACAAUGAAGGCUUGACUGAACAAAGGAUGCCCCCAGGCAAGGGACAAAACAUCUCCAAUGCUAAUUAGGGUGAUUAACUGAAACAUUAAUGCUGGCUCCCAGUGACAAAGGACUCUUGCCACACCUUGGACACAGAUAUAUAUUCUUUCCUUUCCUUACUUAGUUUAUCCAUACCUCACAACCUCUGAGGAUGCCUGCCAUAGAUGUGGGCGAAACGUCAGGAGAGAAUGCUUCUGGAACAUGGCCACACAGCCCGAAAGACAUACAACAA
Molecule: messenger RNA, 2438 nt
Organism: Anolis carolinensis (green anole)
Lineage: Eukaryota; Metazoa; Chordata; Lepidosauria; Squamata; Anolidae
Exons: 1
Coding region: 586-2235 (549 amino acids)
Source: RefSeq, a predicted model, not a curated record